Molecule: messenger RNA, 1982 nt
Organism: Elaeis guineensis (African oil palm)
Lineage: Eukaryota; Viridiplantae; Streptophyta; Magnoliopsida; Arecales; Arecaceae
Source: RefSeq, a predicted model, not a curated record
AAAAAUGUACGAAUAAUUCGGGUUUUUGAGGGAUAUUUUGUUUUAUUCGCGAGAAUUCUAGCCUUUUUAAAAAGUGAGCUCAACGGCUUCUUUUCUCCAAAGGCCCAAAUAGAGGAAAAACCUUUCGCCGACUUCUUCCCAAUUUAUCCUCCGUUCCUCCGCCGGAGCUUUGAUUACGGUAUUAAGCCCGCCGGCCAGGGGCCUUGCCCCUGGAAGCCUCUCCCCGCCGCACGAGCCCUCCGCUCGUCGCCACCGCCACCUCCGAGAACUUCGCCGCUUAUCGAUCUCACGAGUUGCGACCUCCGUCUGAAAAUUCUGCCGCGUCGUCGCCGGCCUCGUUCUUGGAGGCUAAUCUGAAAAGCCGGGAUGUCAGUACUUUUGUUCCAUUAGUAGUUGGAAAUCUCUACCUUCGCUAAAGUGCCAGCUUUGGAAAAUCCAUGGAAACUCAAACCUGCAACCUGUUCCUGAUCACUUCCUUAAGGGUCUGUUUGGUAAAUCCUGGUGGAUCUGGCAUGAUGUGACAAUAUAGGCUGGAGAGAGCAUGAGAGGGAAAGGCAGAGAGCAUGAGAAGGAAAGGGAGAGUGCGGGGAGGCUGUGGGUCCUAAGCCCAGCUGGAUUUUGCCAAACAGGCCCUAGGUGUUUUCAGAAUACCUGCUUUCUGGACCAGCAGUCUGCACUCACAUCUGCUCCUGAUUUUGGCAACUAAGAUUCUUGCUGUUGUUUAUGCAAGAUUCCAACUUGCCUGGUAGGUUUGAUCCGGAAAAGGCAAAGAACGGACAUCUAGCCAUGUUAACUGAAACGAAUGAUUCCCUCUUCACAGCUGCCUCAGUCGACUCAUCUUACUCCAUGAUUGACCAUGAUCCAUUGGAAGAAGAUGACGAUUGGGUGGUAGUUAAAAAGCAAAGAAUCACCAUUCUGAUUCCUCCUCCAUCACCUGAACAGCCUCAAACUGAAAUUCCAGAGAGUAACCACAUCCAAACAAAGUCAAGGAGAAAUGUUAGGAGAAGCUCAAAUAUUCAAAAGAGAAGGCAUCAGAAGCCAUCCAAAGAUGGAUCCAAGAAACCUGCUGUCAUCCCUUUGGACAACAAAGUUUCAGUUGAUGAUCAGCCCAAGAAUGCUGCUGUAACCCCUUCUGACAAGAGAAUUCAGAGUGCUUGCAUCAGAAUGAAACCUCGAAAAUCUGUUCACAACCUUAUUGCUCCACUUGAAAAUCGAAUGCUGGUUAAUGGUUCUGGUCAUAUUUCUGGAACGCCAUUGUUGCAUCAGCUGUCGUUAGUUCGUUUUCCUGAUGGAAAUGUUGCAGUCCCCAAGAAGACAAGAAUAAUUAGACGCUCAAGAACAAUUGGAGGUGCCCCUAGGCUGCCAGUUGGUGCAUUAAGGGUUGUGAAUCAGCGAAUGCGAGCAUUGAACCUUGAGAGGGAGCUCAAAGGAUUUGGUGGGCUGAGAAACUGGCUGGUGUCUCAAGGUCUUGAUCGAUUCAUAAGAAUUUUUGAAAGGGAAAAGCUGGGCGUAUAUCAGUUAGUCAAUCUCACAAUGAGCAAGCUCAAAGACAUGGGAGCUGAUGCAGUUGGACCAAGAAGGAAGCUGAUUCAUGCUCUUGACCGUCUCUGCCAGCCUUACUAUUUCAAGGCCUUGUAAUGAUACAUAUGAAUUAGAAAAGCAAACAUUCACCAAUUCACCAUUUCUUUUCAACUUGUUUUCGGCAUUGUUUAAAAAUAAAGCUUCAUAAUUUGAGGUUCCAAGAUCAAGGUAUCUGGCCCGGGCUUAAUGACAUGAAUCACUCCAGUAUCAGCUCAUCAUUGUUAGUAGAUCAGUUUCUUAAAAAGCAGCAUAAAAUCGUUAUUACAUCAGUUUCUUAAACAGCAGCAUAAAGUUUGACAGACUCUUGGGGCUUGAGCCACUGGAUAUCUGAUAGGGUGAUCCUUUAACCCUUUUUUUGAAUGUUUAACCACUGUGAUAUAAUGUUAUAAAAUUUCUCUUUU